Letharia columbiana is the source of this 360-nucleotide messenger RNA. RefSeq lists its product as uncharacterized. The coding region runs from base 1 to 360 and encodes 119 amino acids. NCBI's taxonomy places the organism in Eukaryota, Fungi, Ascomycota, Lecanoromycetes, Lecanorales, Parmeliaceae. The record is from RefSeq and is a predicted model, not a curated record. The transcript is spliced from 4 exons.
AUGGCCAGUUUGGAGACACCUGGCAAGAUGUACACCCUCGCGGCAGUAUUGUCAGUCCGGGCCAUUGUAGCUGCUAUCUUGCGCUUUUAUGCCAGACGCCUCUUGAAGAGUGUCAGGAUAGAGAUGGAUGAUUAUAUGAUAGUAUUGGCGUUGAUUUUCACGCUCGGUACAGGACUUUGCAUGUUCGUUGGAGCCGCAUUUGGAGAUCUAGGAAGGCAUACAAGGAUAGACGCACAUGGCAUGCCUAUAUUCACCCGACGCACUCAGAUCUUCCAGCAGAUUGCCUAUGCGUCGCAAUUGACGCAAACGUUGACCUUCGGCUUCACAAAAUUAGCUGUGCUUUUCUUCUACAGGCGGUAA